CACACCUUCCCAGCUGACAACCAAUCACCGUCAAAGCAACACAAAAACAUAAAUAAUUUAUCAACCCUCGUCUGAAAUGCUGAUCCGUUUCUGCUGAUGAUGUGAGCGUUUGUGACUUCUGGUUCGGUGCGGGUGGCGCUACUUUUACUUAUUGUUUACACCUUAGUUCGGAUAACAAUCCUUUUCCAAGCAUCGCGAGGCCAUUACGAUUAUUUGAAAUGUUAGAAGUAGUGUACAUCGGCCUCGACCUCGAUCUGCAUUAGCUCCCGCAAGCAUCGUCACCAAAUAGCUGACGGGAGACAGAGAGAACAACAAACAAUGCAGGGAGAAGGACAACGGACCCGACGUCUUUCGUCCGGCGAGGCAGGAGGUUCACCGGUCACUACCGAAACCGACGGCUCUCGGCUGAGCGUGAUAGCGAAGCAACCCCUGUACUUCCUUACCCGUACCGACGAAGGUAACUUCACCGUGACCAAUUCGGACAUCGUUUGGACGGUGAUUUCGAUUCUGAGCCGAAUAGUGAGCAUUUUUCUCAACAUCAACCUCGCCUAUGACUAUUACCGGAAGGGUAAAGUGGAUUACUUCAUCUGGACCACUUGCGGCAUUCUGGUCCCGGGAGUCGUGACCAGUGCACUCACGGUUCACAUGUAUUUGGAGGACAUGAAAGAGCACAGAAAAGUCCGCAAGAGGUGCUUUGAGAUGCUGAUUUUUAUCAUCAUCGUGCCUUUCUUCUUCCGCUACUGCCAAUCGCUGGCAUACGCUAUCCAUAGCAAGAUCGCUGAAACGCGCAAUGAUCGUGAAACCCAGAAGAAGUACUACGAAUUUAUGAUCCAGGAAGACAGCGAUGUGGCGUUGGUACGGAUAUUUGAGUGCUUGCUGGAGGCAGCUCCACAGAAAAUCCUUCAGCUGACCAUCGUUUUGUCGGGCGAAGAUCGAAUGACUUGGCCACAGUUGCUGGCAAUACUGGGAUCAAUCACGGGCAUUGCCUGGUGUAUGGCCUCGUACUAUCGCUGCAUAAGAUUCUCUCAACCGGACAAGCGGCAUAUUUCUUGGCUGGGAACCAUAUCGCAAAUUCUGUGGCACUUUUCUGUCACGAUCUCACGGGUUCUCUCGAUCGCCAUCGUCGCCAGUGUGUUUCCAAAGUAUAUGCUGUUUGCCUGCCUAGCGCACUCGUUCAUCAUGACACAGUGGAUAUUCUUCUUUGACCGGUCGCCGUUCUGCAGUGCCACAACGGUACACAGCUUCUUGUUUUCCUUGGUGCUAGGCGUGGUGUUUAUCUUUACCUAUAUCCUGCCUCGGGUGGGACGUACAUUUUAUCGCUAUCUGAUCUACUACAGUCUAUGUGGGAUGGAGAACCUAGCGUGUGUGAUUAUCUACCUCUGUUAUGUACGAAAUAGCACCAUCAAGGAUUCGUACUAUCUGCCAAUGCUUUGCACGGCCUCGGUGGCGCCCUUCAUGUUUGGGAUUCUCUGCAUGGUGUGCUAUUAUAAAAAUUUUCACCCGAACAUUAUGUCACGGAAGCCUGAGGGUUGUGGCGGAUCUUCGCCCAGUGAAAGUUCCAGUAGAAACGGAAUCGAUGAGUUGCAGCCCAAUCCCGCAGCGGUUGUGGGGGACUUGGUAACGAAAAGCGGCGGCGACCAUCGAUAAAAUGGAAGAGAUACGGAGUCUCAUACCAUAUACCAACAGUAAGUAUUGCGCUGUAUAGUGUUAAGAACGAAUAUUAUUCGCAGGGCGGGACGAUAAACAUUUCAGUGUGUUGUGUUUUUAUACCGGGAAUGAUCAGACUGAACCAUCGAUUGAUUGUUCAUUGAAUGAAACCAAUAUAUUGGAUAGUACUCAUUAUUUAUUAGGCAAAUAAUAUAUACACAUCUCAUUAGGAUUUUGACAGAA
Toxorhynchites rutilus septentrionalis is the source of this 1890-nucleotide messenger RNA. RefSeq names its product XK-related protein 6. Gene Ontology annotation, biological process: engulfment of apoptotic cell; apoptotic process involved in development; phosphatidylserine exposure on apoptotic cell surface. Gene Ontology annotation, cellular component: plasma membrane. The record is from RefSeq and is a predicted model, not a curated record. The transcript is spliced from 2 exons. The coding region runs from base 319 to 1647 and encodes 442 amino acids. NCBI's taxonomy places the organism in Eukaryota, Metazoa, Arthropoda, Insecta, Diptera, Culicidae.